Messenger RNA from Closterium sp. Naga37s-1, 6123 nucleotides. The record is from the annotation of a GenBank genome assembly. NCBI's taxonomy places the organism in Eukaryota, Viridiplantae, Streptophyta, Zygnematophyceae, Desmidiales, Closteriaceae.
AUGUCUCUAAGUCGUACGGCCUCGGCCGCACUGCCUUUCGUGAUAGGGAUUCUGGCAGGCGCUGCGCUGUUGACAAUUCAGCAGAUCAUGACGGGAGGGAACAUUUCGCUCCCCAACGUCUCUUCGUCUCUCUUUACUUUUAUGAAUUCAGCCAACCAAUCCGUCUCGCAACAUGUGGGCAAUCCGGAUUGGCUGGCAUCUUCUGCUUCGAUCGGCGCUGCUACUGACAAGAUUCGUUACAACACGGACGCAGAACCUGUAGAAAGCAAGCUGAACGUGCAUCUGGUAGCACAUUCGCAUGAUGACUUGGGAUGGACGAGCACCAUUGACAAGUACUACGUUACAUCAGUACAGUACAUUAUCGAGACUGUCAUUGACCAGCUUGAGACAAACCCCGACCGCAAGUUUAUUCAGGUGGAGCAGGCCUUCUUUUAUCGAUGGUGGCAGCAACAGAAAGAGGACAUGCGCAAGAGAGUGCGUGCUCUGGUUGCGUCAGGUCAACUCGAAUUCGUCAACGGAGGGUGGGUGAUGCACGACGAGGCCACCACGCACUACACCGACAUGGUCCACCAGAUGUCGCUGGGGCUGCGAUUCCUCCGCUCUGAGUUCAACGUCACGCCGCGCAUUGCUUGGCAGAUUGACCCCUUCGGCCACUCGGCAACCCAAGCCAGUCUCAUCACGGCUCAGGCUGGAUUUGAUGGGAUAUUUUUCUCCCGGGCAGACUACCAAGACGUGGCCAAUCGGCAACAAGAAAAGAAGGAAGAGUUUGUGUGGCGCGCAUCGAAAACAUUUGGGAAAUUGGCCCAGGUGUUUGGUGGGCACCUCUAUUGGAUGUACGAUCCUCCUCCCGGGCUUGAUUGUGAGGACAUCAAUUCCCCACCAUUCGUUCAGGAUGAUCCGCAAUUAGGAGAGUCGAACGUCCGGAAGCUUGUCGACCUGUUUGUUGAGCGAGCUUGGGAACAGGCGAAGGUGACACGGUCCAACCAUGUGAUGUUCACGAUGGGGAAGGACUUUGCCUACUCCAACGCCAUCAUGUGGUUCAAGAACAUGGACAAGCUCAUUCACUACGUCAACCUGGAUGGUCGGGUCAACGCCCUCUACUCCACGCCUUCAAUCUAUCUGGACGCCAAGCAGCAAGCUGACGAGAUCUGGCCGGUCAAGACUGGCGACUUCUUCCCCUACGCUGACGCACCGCACGCCUACUGGACCGGCUUCUACUCCUCCCGGCCGGCCUUCAAGCGCUACGUGCGCUCCUGCAGCGCGCUGCUUCUGGCAGCAAGCAUUCUGGAGGCAGCAGCGGGGCGGGAGGCCUUGCAAGCAUGGGGGGGCGACACCGACGGAAUGAACCUCGUGGGCUCUGGCGCUGGCCGAAUGAUGGUCACGAAUUUCCAUGCCUCAGAGGCGCCUAGUGCUGCAACUGGAGAGGGUGGUGGUGCUGAUGGUGGUUGGGAUGGUGGUGCUGGUGGGGAUAGUACUGCUGCGACUGGUGGUGUUUCUGGUGUUGGAGGCCGAGAGGCACGGGCGGCGUCGACAGCAUCGCUUGGGGAGGCAGUGGCGGUGGCACAGCACCACGAUGCCAUCACAGGCACGGCCCAGCAGCACGUGAAUGAUGACUACACACUCCGCUUGCACCGAGCAGCACAGGAGGCCUCCACUGUUCUCACCAGUGCCCUGGCAUACCUCAUUCUGCACCCCCCUCCUCCUCUUCCUCCCUCGCUUCCCACCGGCACCAACUCCUCUGGACCUGCCCCCACCCAUGCAGUGCCUGCUGCCACUCCGGCCAAUAGGCCUGCUGCAGCUGCCGCCGGUGCUGCUGCCAUCGCUGCCGCUGCCGCCGCCGCUGCUGCUGCUCCUAGUGCCGCUCCCCAGAAACCUGCCACUGCUGGUGCGGAUACUGCUGCUGGUGGUGACGAUCCCGCUGCUCAAGGUGCGGCUGCAAACACCAGCGCAACACCACAUCGUGCUCCUCUUGAAACACAGGGCUCAUUGCAGGAAGAAGGUAUUAACAGGGGGAGGCGAAUGCAGGAGAAGCCGAAGCUGUUGCUCAAAACGUGCCCUCUGCUGAACAUCUCCUUCUGCCCUCCAUCGCAGUCUGGCCUUCACUCCGGCAAGACCCUGGUGGUGGUUGCCUUCAAUCCCCUUGCCUGGGCCCGCACUGAAAUCGUCCGCAUUCCAGUCUCCGCUCCCUCGGUCAUCGUAACGGACUCAAAUCACAAGCCCAUCCCAUCACAGCUCAUCCCAGAGCUCCUCCCUCGCCCAGUCAUCCGCGCGUUCUACGCAGCAGCACAUGCAGGCGCCAGUGUGCCUCCAGUGGAGCAGCAGCAGGGGGUGGUGUCAGUUGUGUUCCGCGCCGAGGUGCCCCCGUUGGGAUAUUCCACCUUCUUCCUCGUUGCAGCCCAGCCAGGAGCUGCGGGGGCAGCAGUGAGCAGCAGUGACUGGAUUUUGGGACCAAAGAAGCUGAGGGGACGGAAUACAAGGAGCAAGAAGGGGAAGAAGAAGAAAAAGAAGGCCAAGAAGGACGACUAUGAGGAGGCAGGGGAGGGAGGGGAGGGAGCAGAGGGAGGGGAGGAAGGGGAGGCAGGGGAGGAAGGUUAUGAGGAGGGGGGACAGGAGGAGGGGGGUGAGGCAGAAGGGGGGGAGGAGGGCUAUGCUGAAGGGGAGAAAGGAGGGGAGGGAGGGGAGGGAGAGGAGGAGGAGGAGGUGGGCGAUGGUGUGGGUCAGGAGGAUGAGAUAGUUCUAGGGGGGGUGGUGGCUGGUCGGCCGGCAGCACGUGUCUAUUUCUCCAAAGCUGCUCGUGGAAUGACGCGAGCUGAGCUAAUCAAGCCGAAUGGGAAGGCCUUUGCUACGCUAGCAGCAGCCAACAUCAGCAGCGACAUGCUCUUCUACUCCUCUGCAGAGUCAGGGGCGUACAUCUUCAAGCCCACAGCGGACGGUGCGCUGCCAUUCCGCAGGAAGCAGAGGGUGCCGAUCCGCGUGCUGCGGGGGCCCAUCGUGGAGGAGUUUCACCGGCAGGUGGCUCGUGACGUCUCUGAAGUGUAUCGAGUUUACCCGGGGGAGAAUUAUGCUGAGCUUGGCUACUCCAUAGGGCCUCUAGUUGAGGAUGGGUCUCUGGGGAAAGAGGUCGUUGCCUCCUUCUCCUCCUCCAUUCAGAGCGGCGAUGUCUUUUAUACCGACUCCAACGGCCGCGACUACCUCGAACGAGUUCGCGACUCUCGCCCAGACUGGACCCUCUCAGUGAAGGAGCCCAUAGCAGGGAACUUCUACCCCGUGACGGUGGGUGCGUUCAUCGGGGAUGGCGAGUCACAGCUGUCGCUGCUGGUGGACCGAGCAGCCGGUGCUGCCAGCCUGGCAUCCGGACAGCUCAAAGUCAUGCUGCACCGUAUUGCCAGAUACACGGGCACGGCCAGGCACACCCCCACAGCAGGCAUCAGACCCAGCGGCGGGCUGUCCACGUCAGCGAUCGAGCAGAUGUCGCGGGAGGUGAAGCUGAUGGGGUGGCUGUACAAGCAGUCCAAGUCGCGGCCGUUCGGCCACCACUGGGCGCGGCGCUACUUCGUUCUGCGCGCUCAGCGCAUCAGCUACUUCCGCAGCCUGCCCUGGCAGCACGAGAUUCCGGUGAAGGAGUUUGAUCUCACGCCCAGAUGUCGUGUGGAGGACACAGGCCGGAUUUCCACCAACACCAAGGAGCUCUACACCUUCUGUAUACACCCAGAGCUUCCCAAGCCGUGUCUGGUGGGAACCAAGGACCCUGAGCAAGUGGCGGUGUGGAUGCAAGCCAUCCGGGAGACAAUUGAGCAUAACGUGGCGCCCACUAUCAGAAUGCCGCUCACUCGCCCCACCAGCACCAACAGCCUAUCGGACGAGGAGGAGGGGGAAACGCCCCCUCACCCCAACAUGUCCUCCUGUCGUGACUCCAUGGACAGCAGUGAGCCGUUUGACGGGGAUGAGAUGGGAGCAGACGACCUGCCAACACCGCAGCGACUGCUGCUCGACAGACGAGGCUCCAUUGGCUUCGGCCCCCCCAUGGAGCUGGGCGGCAUGCUUGAAGCCAUGGUGGCGAUGCGCAGUGCAUCAACGGCGUCAGGCAUUGCAUCCGACGGCUCCUGGCGCCUCAUCAAGCUAUCCAACGGGCUGCGUUUCUUUGAGGAGCUGAACGAGGAGCGGGGGCAGGCGGGCAUGUGUGGCAGCCUGCCGUGUCUGAGUGCCGUGGGAACGGUGGAUGCCCCCAGCGAUGCCGUCUUCCGACUCGUGCUCGACCUCUCCUCCUCUCGCAACGAGUGGGACGUGGCGUAUGGAGGAGCAUGCAUGGUGGAAGCUCAAGACGGCCACACAGACUUCAUCCACUACCGCUUCUGCCCACUACCAGUCAUCCCUAGACCUAGCCUUCCCAUCCACUCCUUCUGUCCCUCCCCCUUCCUGUGCUUCUCUGUUGUCAGGUGGGACGUGACAUACGGGGGUGCACGAAUGGUAGAAGCUCAAGACGGUCACACGGACUGCAUCCACUACCGCUUCCGACCGCUCCCAGUCGGCUUCGGCCCCUUCACCCUCACAGCGCGCGACGUGUGCCUGCGGCGCUACUGGCAGCGCACAGGCGACGGGUGCUACGUGGUCCUUUACCAAUCCAUGGAGCACCCCCUAUGCCCCCCUGUCAUGGGCUGUGUGCGUGCCAAUCUCACCUACGGAGGGUUUAUCAUCGCCCCAGCGGGCCCAUCCGCGAUCGGACGGUCGGUAGUGAUGCAUGUGUUGCAGAUGGAUGCAAAGGGGUUGCUGCCGAUGUGCAGCGGUGUUGCGACCGAAGUGCAUUUCUACCUGCUGUCGAGGGUUGCUGGGAUCCGGGAGUUUUUCGCGCAGACGAGGGGGGAUUCGCUGGCUGCUCUGCUAGGGUUGAGAGACACGCAGCAGGCUACAGCUGCUGCUACAGCCGCGGCUGUAGCGGCUGCGGAAGGGAGGGAGCUUGGCGGGGAUCGGAGGAAGGGGAGCAGGCGGGAGCGGGAGGACUGGCGGAUCGGGCCGAUACCAGAAGGGGGAGGGGAGGGGUUUGAGGAGCCGGAGGGGGAGGGAUGGGAGAGGAGGAGAGGCAGCAGCGGGGACGUGAUGGGUGGUGAGUUCAGCGGUAGCGACGCCGGGAGCACUGUUUCAGAGCCCUUACCUGGCACUAGCAGCUUCUUUGGUUCAAGAGGAGCAGGAACAGCAGCAGGAGACGCAGCAGCGGCUGCUAAGGCUCUUCUGAGUGAAACCCUCCCUGUCGCCUCUCCUCGGUUCUGGCAGCUAGGUUCCCGACCCUCCACCGGGUCGAGACUAGCAGGUUCGGCAAGGGCGGCAGGUUCGGUAGACCCUUGGGCAUGGGCGUACAAGACGGGGAACCUGGCCCGGGGGUCGCCGAUGGGGGGGAUCAACUGCUGGAGCGAGGCAGAGGUUCGGAACUUUACAGUGCGGUCGAAAAGCUAUUUGAGGGAUAAGAUGAAGCAGAGCGCGGGGCAGCCGGGGAUGUCUUUGGUGGCUGUGGAUUGGCUGAAGCGCGUUGAGAGGAUCGAUCAUGUGGUGGAGCUGAAACGGACUCCUGUGCAUGUGAGUGUGCUCUCGCUUUUUGUGCAUUUUGCACCUAUGGUGGUUCAAGGGUGGGAAUGGGCCAGCGCUGGUGGCUAUUCACCCCACGCGCCCCUGCCUCCUCUCGUGUGCCCAAUGCACCUCCAUAGCACUCCUUGCCCGUUGCCCCUCACGCCCAUCCCCCCUCACCCCUUCCUUCAGGGCAUGCGGGAGAUGAUGGCAAGCAGUGACGCCUCAUGCGCCCCUGCCUCCCCUCAUGGCAUGCGGGAGAUGAUGGCCAGCAGUGAUGCCGCAUCGCGGCCGUACUUCUUUAUUGUGAAUAUGCAGGUGCCAGCAGCGCAGCAGUACAGCAUGGUGUUCUACUGGGCCAUGGAUGAACCGCCAACAGAGGCGUCAAUACUGGGGCAGUUCAUCAAUGGGGAUGACAUCUUCCGCAACACACGCUUCAAGCUCAUUCCCCGCAUCCACCAAGGUGCAUGGGUGGUGAAGCGGAGUGUGGGGACGACGCCGCUCAUCAUUGCUGGUGCUCUCACCGUGCAGUACUUCAAAAGACCCGACUACUUUGAGGUACAGUGA